Messenger RNA from Cavia porcellus (domestic guinea pig), 2787 nucleotides. RefSeq names its product interactor of HORMAD1 1 (gene Iho1). The transcript is spliced from 8 exons. Gene Ontology annotation, cellular component: condensed nuclear chromosome. Gene Ontology annotation, biological process: DNA recombination; meiotic DNA double-strand break formation; homologous chromosome pairing at meiosis. NCBI's taxonomy places the organism in Eukaryota, Metazoa, Chordata, Mammalia, Rodentia, Caviidae. The record is from RefSeq and is a predicted model, not a curated record. The coding region runs from base 273 to 2042 and encodes 589 amino acids.
UAAGAGUAGGAAAAUUUAUUGGAGAAAAGGAAUGGGGAAUAGGAUUGGGGAAAUAGCUUCUGAGAGAUAGGAGGGGUUGCCAACAAGCCCACCUCUCAGAGGAAGUUUCUUUUUUUGUCUUUUUUCCUUUUUAUCGGUACCAGGGAUCGAACUCACGACCACCUGCUUGCAAGACAGGUGCUUAUGCUGCUGAGCUAAAUCCCUAGCCCCUUCAGAGGAAGUUUCAUAGAACAAAAUCUGAGUGUUCUUUCUCAUAGAGAAAAUCGUAAGAAAUGAGCUUUAAUGUCUGGAAUAUCAAAGAGAUGCUCAGUAUUCCUUCAGGCUCUGGGACCGCUAAGUCAUCUAACUGGAAUAAUAACAAUCAGACUGAUUAUUCUGCUCUCAGUGAUUCCCAGUUCCUCUUUGGAUCUCAGUUUUGUCCGGAGAAUUCAGAGACCCUGUCAGCACCCUUAGACUUAGGUGCUCACUUGAGACAUCCAAAGCAGUUGCACCAAAAUUCUCUGGACAGUGAACCUAGUAUUUUCACAAAGUAUCAGACAAAACCCCAACUCUUUGGAGGAGAGGCAAAGGAUGGGGGGUUAUUUUCCCUUCCUUUGCCAGUUGGAAAACCAAAAUGCCUUUUGAAACAAUUUGAGGAGAAAAACAAAAAAGCAAAAGACAAAUGUGACAGUGAAACUCUGUACAACUUCGUUUCCCAGGUCAGAGAAAGCAUUCAGAGGUUACAGACAUCUGUGGAAGAGUCUGAGGAACGCCUCAGUUCAAGAAGUCAAUCGGUUUUGGAUUGUCUGGAGACUGUAGCUAAGACACUGCAAGAAACUGCACGCGCCCAGAGUGACAUGAGGUUUGAGGCAAUACAAGAGAAAGGCAGUGCAGGGCAGGCCAUCCUUGAGAUGCAGAAGAAGUUUGAAGCUAAACAAACAGAGUUUAUAGAAAUGAAAUCCAGCCUGGAGCGUCUUGAGGUUUUAGUUGUCCAGCAGAGUAAGGACUUCAAGCAGUUGUGUGAGCAAUUAGGCCAGCUGUACGUGCCUGACAUCCUUGCAGAGCUGAAGAGACUGCUCCUGGCACCUCGGGUACUUGACCACAAGAAAGAUAACGCUUCUCAGACGUCACCACCUCUGGCCCAGAGCCUCCGUUUCAUCAAUCAGAAAAAGCUCCCCCUGGAAGAGCCAGUUAUAGGACAGACCCAGGCCGCCCCUGCUGCAAGGAACCCCAAGGCAGGCUCCCUGAUGCCUGAGGAGUUUGGUGUCUGGGCUGAUUAUUUCCAGGAGAAGGCUGCACUGCCAGCAAGUGAGCCUUGCAAAGGAAAUGGGCAAGUCCAGGACAAGGCGGUACAGACUAACUGCCAGGAUACGGCCGGAAGUCCUAAGAACCAUGUUGGCCCCGGCAUCCCAGGUCACCAAGUACAUGCUGAUGGAGACCUGGCUUCCCAGAGAGACACACAGUUCACAUCCCUGGACUUAAACAACACGGCAAACAGCAUUCAGAGCGCCUGCCCAGAAUAUCACAGCCAAGGCAUCGUUCUUUGUGACUCAUGUGAACAGCUGGCAACUGAACAGAAAGGCAAGAGUGCAGAAACAGCGAAGAAAGGAAAGAAACGGCAGCCCAUGAAGGCCCGCAGGGACAGGCACCUGCCUAGGAAGCCAGCGCAGACCCCACGCAAGACCUGUGCCCCUAACACUAAGUACCAGCGUCCCCAGUCUCCAGUCUCCAGCAAGCAAAGGCCCCCAGCAGGGCAGCAAGAGCUUCUUGCUCAGGCCCUGUGUGUGCAGACUCCUAGAAGCUCCCCAAAAUCAGAUUGUCCCACUCCAGGAGGCAGGGUCAAGCCCAGGAAGACAGCAAGGGCAGUAAGAGGGGGCACCUUACAGCUCACCAUGUGCCCUUCCAAGAGAAGCAGGUUCCUUUCCAGCAGUUUCCAGGGAGACCACCAGAUGAGCUGGUUCAGCAGCCUCAACCCGGAAGGCUCAGAGAAUGCUCUGUGUAAGGAGGCAGAGAAGAAUUUACUGUAUCACCUGCAUUUUGAUAGCAGCGAUGAUGACUUUUGAGCAGCCAGCAGUGACUAUUGAUCUUACCUAGUGUUUGCAGAACACUUGAACUGGCACAGCAGAAAGUCCCCAGCCUGCUGGGUCACCCUCAUGGCCAGAGGCCCUACUGCAGUAGAAUCAGUGGGCGGUGGGGACAGCCCCAGUACGCUGUGUUUCCAGGGCUGCCGCCUCUGUGAAAGGCAUGGGCAAGUUCACCCUGAUUUCUUAGAAGAAAGGGUAGGGAGAUGACACACGGGACUGCAGCCUGGGGGUGAGCAUCAGAGCAUGACUUUCCUGGGGGAAAAGGGACUGAUGGGCUGUGGCAGCAUAACUGCCAGACACAGCAAUUUUUGUCGGCAGAAUAUUCCUUGUUUAUAACCCAUACCUUCCUGGGCCUCAGACAUUUUUUCUUAUCUUUAUCCAAUUAUGGUGCCAGAGAGUUUGCCUGUUUCUAUCAGAGGACGUGUUACAGAUCACACUAAGUCAGUCUUCUUGCGAACAAAGGAGGAUCAAAGCUGCCAGUGAAAACAGGUAUCAUACCACUAACUGUCCAGAGCACCUCUGUUUCUAAGACAGAGGAGUCCAGUUUUUCUUCCCCGCUGGUUUUCGGUUUUUUCCAACAACGUUUCAACCUGAUGGCAGUGUCUGCAGAUCCUGUGUUACUGCUGGAAAGUAGAAGGUCUAUUUACAUAUUUACAUAUUCCUAAAUUUGAAUUUUUCCAACAUGCAUGUCUUUUUUGUAACUAAAAAUAAAUAAAAAUUUAGA